AUGCGUAAUAAUCAGUUAAUAGCUUGGCUUAUUACUAGCCAGAUAAUUCUUACAGUGACAGCACAAUCGACUCUAAAUGUUGAGCUCGAGCAUACUGAUGGGCGUGCUAUGAGCACAUUAGCUCGUAUCAAACGCGCGCUUGGUAAAUAUGGCAUAGUCGAUAAUGAGCUUAAUGGGCGUAUCAGUUCGGCUAUCUCAGGUGUAGAAUUAGAAAGUGUCUAUGUAGAUAUAGAGUAUAUUGGUGAAAUAUCUAUUGGAACACCUCCACAAAAGUUUACUAUGGAUUUUGACACGGGAAGUUCAGAUAUCUGGAUACCGUCUACUUCUUGCCUUCAAUCUUGUGGUACACACCGUCGAUUUGAUCCUACCAAGUCGUCAUCAUUUGAAAUUGUUAGCAACAAGACCUGGAGGCUCCAGUACGGAGACGGAUCAAGCGUCAGAGGCUAUGUUGGCAUAGACUCUGUACAUAUCGGCAAGGUUACGCAGGAUCGUCAACUCUUGGGUUUAGUCUCUGCCGAAACAGUAGACUUGUCCCGUGAUAAGUACAUGGACGGUAUCUUUGGCCUAGGGUUCCCUCCGUUGGCUUAUACAGGGCUUCAAAGCUCGAUCGUUGAGGAUUUGUUUCGUUCGGGACGAAUAGCUGAUCCUGUAGUUAGCUUUUAUUUAGGCCACCCUCGUGAUGGUGGAAGAGGCGAAAUCCUUUUCGGUGAUAUAAACAAGGAACAUUUUGAAGGAGAACUCAAGUACGUUCCAUUAACUGAAAAGACAUAUUGGCAAGUUGAUUUAAAUGGUAUUGGUGUGAAGGGUAAAGAUAUCAUGAAUGGUACAAGCAUGCCUGCUAUUGUGGACACAGGAACCACCUUGAUUAUUCUUCCAACAGCCCUGUCAAGAGCUAUUCAUGCAUCCAUCCCUGGGGCACAGUAUAACUUUUUUUAUGGUUGGCGAAUGCCAUGCGACUUGGCAGACUCAAAAUCAGACGAAACCAUCACGUUCAAUUUAGGUGAUCAAGAAUUCCCUAUCCCUCUCAGGGACAUCGUCAGAGUCAAAAGGAGAAGCUGA
Messenger RNA from Rhizopus microsporus ATCC 52813, 1059 nucleotides. RefSeq names its product acid protease. The transcript is spliced from 5 exons. Gene Ontology annotation, biological process: proteolysis. Lineage: Eukaryota; Fungi; Mucoromycota; Mucoromycetes; Mucorales; Rhizopodaceae. The record is from RefSeq and is a predicted model, not a curated record. Bases 1 to 1059 code for a protein of 352 amino acids. Gene Ontology annotation, molecular function: aspartic-type endopeptidase activity.